This is a messenger RNA of Aaosphaeria arxii CBS 175.79, 1164 nucleotides long. RefSeq lists its product as uncharacterized. The record is from RefSeq and is a predicted model, not a curated record. The transcript has 3 exons. Gene Ontology annotation, molecular function: copper ion binding. Lineage: Eukaryota; Fungi; Ascomycota; Dothideomycetes; Pleosporales. The coding region runs from base 55 to 843 and encodes 262 amino acids. Gene Ontology annotation, cellular component: mitochondrial inner membrane.
CACAGGUACCGUAGGUAACGACUCUACAACCUCACACGCUCAACCACCACAACAAUGUCGUUCCGGUCACCCCUACAACAGUCUCUUCGUGCAGCUGAACCAUGGGUCUGCAGAACUUGCGCUCGCGCGACUCCCCGCUCGUUCCUUUCCCAGAAUCCCUUCACAAUCACGGCUCGACGAUGCUUGAACACCUCCCAAGAGGCGAGGCAGGGCACGACGCUUUCAAUGGACCAAAUGCAGGCUCGAUACAAGCAGAAAAAUAGGACCACAAUGAACUACGUAUGCAGCAUAAUCCUUGGAACGGUUGCGCUUUCCUACGGGUCUGUACCAAUGUACAAGAUGAUCUGUCAAACCACAGGUUGGGGCGGCCAACCCAUCAAGUCUGCAGCUCACGGUGGCGAUUCAUCACUCGAUCCUUCGGAGAGGCUAAAGCCCGUGGAAAGCCAUCCUCGUAUUCGAAUCACGUUCAAUGGCGCCGUAUCCGACGUUCUGCCUUGGAAGUUUGUGCCUCAACAGCGCGAAGUGCGUGUUCUUCCCGGGGAGACGGCAUUGGCAUUCUAUACAGCAACAAACAAGUCAGAUGAGGAUAUCAUUGGUGUGGCUACCUACUCGGUCACGCCUGGACAGGUAGCACCGUAUUUCAGCAAGAUCCAGUGUUUCUGCUUUGAAGAGCAGAGACUCAACGCGGGCGAAACAGUAGACAUGCCUGUGUUCUUUUACAUCGAUCCCGAAUUCGUAACCGAUGUCAACAUGAAGGGCAUCCAGACAGUCACCUUGAAUUACACUUUCUUCAAAGCGAAGUACGACAAGGAUGGUCACCUGACGCCGGUGCCUAUGGCCUAGAUCCGAUGGCCGUUGUAACAAUCUAUCUGUACAUACAUUACUGUAUUAUAAGAACCUUCAUGGAAGCAACCCGUAGUUCAGACCAAUCCAAUUAGGAUGCAUAAUCUCUGGGAAUCUAUUGUCCUGAAUGAACCAUUGGAACCCGCUUAUUUCUGGAUUCUGUAUCUGCUAUCACGUCCACUGGCUCAAGAUAUUGGAUAGCACCUCUCUUACAUGGACCAGCAAUAGAAAAGUUGACUGCGAACCAUGUUUCGUCUUUGCCAGAUCAUUGGGGGUAUCCAAAGCAUCGGGUUCAUUUGUUCGUUGAGCAUGCUAACCUUC